Messenger RNA from Rotaria socialis, 1503 nucleotides. The record is from the annotation of a GenBank genome assembly. Lineage: Eukaryota; Metazoa; Rotifera; Eurotatoria; Philodinida; Philodinidae.
AUGGAAUAUAUAGAUAAAGAGUUGAUACCUGCUGAACAUGAAGAAGAAAUAUUAGUAUUGAGAUCUAUAUUUAAUGAAGAUUUCGUGUCAGUUGAUAAUGUAGAUCAUCAAUCGACAUUUAAUCUCAUUGUUCGUUUUGAUUCAUUACCAGAGAAAAUUCUUCUCAUUCAUAAUAAAUCCAAUGCAUCCACUGAAGUUUCUCAUUUGCCACCUAUAACUCUUCACAUUACCUAUAAAAAUACUUAUCCAAAAAUCGAUCCACCAUUGUAUUGUAUUGAAUGUGAUUAUUUAACAUGUGAUCAACUAUCGUCAUUGGCAAAUAAAAUGGAUAAAAUGUGGAUAUCAGGUGAUGUUAUUGUUUAUACAUGGAUUGAAUUGUUGAAAGAUUACUUUUUUAAUUUAAACAAUCAAUUUAUUCUAUUCGAUAUUAAUUCUUCAACAGAUGAUAAACGUUUUCGAACGAAUUAUGAUAAAAUUGGUUCGAAACAAAUCUAUGAUCAAUUAGUUGAAUAUAAUCGAGUACAAAAUCAAUCGGAAUUCGAACGAACAAUUCAUAUUUGUCCAAUUUGCUUAGAUGAAAAAUCUGGAAGAAGUUGUUUAAAAUUUGAAAAAUGUCAUCAUUAUGCUUGUCUUUCAUGUUUAAAUUCAUAUGCUAUUCAGCUUUUAUCGCGUAUUCAAGAAAAUAAAGCAAUAAAUUGUUAUGAAUGUGAUUCGCCGUUAUUUUUAACGGAACUUCGUCGAAUAUUUUCUGAUGAUAAAUUAUUAUUAAAAUAUCAAAAGCAUUUAUUGGAACAAACUACUGAUAUGGUAUGGUGUCCACGUUGUCAUCAUUCCAUUAUAUGUGUACCACCAGAAAGUACAUCGGGCAAUCAUCGAUCAUUUGCUGAAUGCGUUCACUGUCAAUUUAUAUUUUGUCGUCGAUGUCAACAAAGUUGGCAUCCACAAGUACAAUGUCCAAAAGAUGCAAUGAUUCAAGAUAUUCAACAAAAUCCAAAUGCCGAUAAAGAUAAAUUGAAAUUAAAUAGAAUUGAAUUAAGUAAAAUUCUACUAGAACUAGACAAUAUUCAAAUAAUUGAACAGUGCACAAAACCUUGCCCGUCAUGUCAAGUUCGUAUUGAAAAGAAUGGUGGUUGUCAACAUAUGAAUUGUCGACAUUGUCAAAUACAUUUUUGUUGGUUAUGCGGAUGGUAUGGACGUGCUUAUGGGCCACAUCCAUGCAAUGUUAAGCCUGAAAAACAACAAGCAAGUCUUCCAUCGGAGAUGAACGAGAAACUUGAACAAAUAUUUCAUGAUGAAAAUGGAAAACAAAUUAUUCAUGCAGUUAUAAAACGAAUACAAAUGUGUCCGAGAGAAAAUUGUCGUCAAACUCAUAUCAAAGUUGGAGCAAAUAAUUUGCUUAAAUGUGAAAAAUGUGGAAAUGAUUUUUGUUUCUUAUGUGGAGAAGCUGUUUAUGGAAAGUUUCAUUUUUCGGAAUAUGGCUGUAAAAUUACUACUCAACUUUAG